Molecule: messenger RNA, 459 nt
Organism: Zingiber officinale
Lineage: Eukaryota; Viridiplantae; Streptophyta; Magnoliopsida; Zingiberales; Zingiberaceae
Product: protein MICROTUBULE BINDING PROTEIN 2C-like
Exons: 2
Coding region: 1-459 (152 amino acids)
Biological process (GO): plasmodesmata-mediated intercellular transport
Molecular function (GO): microtubule binding
Source: RefSeq, a predicted model, not a curated record
AUGCAGGUUGUUGAUCAAAAUGGAAAGGUAGCUCAGCCACAUUCAACUACAAAACGUUUUGAUCAUGGAGAUGAUGUUGCAAAUAAGGAACCGAAUAAACUAGUUGCUAUUUCUGGUUUAUCAAGUUUUUCAUCAACCUCAUUGUUGUCUGAAGAACUCGUUAAGAAUGAUGAAGAGUUAAAAAUGUUGAGGGAACAAUUUGAAGAACUUCAGAAAAAAUUUCUAGAAAAAGAUGAAGCUUUAAGAGCUUUAAAGGACACAAUAGCCAAAACGAAUGGAGUUAAUGAAACACUUAGGGAAUUGAAGCAGCAAAUUAUGGAGAAAGAUUCUUUGAUGACAAAUACAAAUCGACAGCUAACUAAUACGAAGAUUAAGCUUGAAGAAAGGCAAGCUGCUCUAGAGAAACUAGAGUUGGAAGUGACAGAGUCAAAUAAUGAUAUAUUUGCAAUGAUCAAGUGA